Messenger RNA from Blastomyces gilchristii SLH14081, 972 nucleotides. RefSeq lists its product as uncharacterized. NCBI's taxonomy places the organism in Eukaryota, Fungi, Ascomycota, Eurotiomycetes, Onygenales, Ajellomycetaceae. Gene Ontology annotation, biological process: protein quality control for misfolded or incompletely synthesized proteins; protein deglycosylation; glycoprotein catabolic process. Bases 148 to 747 code for a protein of 199 amino acids. Gene Ontology annotation, molecular function: peptide-N4-(N-acetyl-beta-glucosaminyl)asparagine amidase activity. The transcript is spliced from 2 exons. Gene Ontology annotation, cellular component: nucleus; cytosol. The record is from RefSeq and is a predicted model, not a curated record.
GUUUUUUCAAGAUAUUAUAACAUGUCUUGCAAUCUGCUUUCUCUUAUUUGAAGAUCUUUUUCUUCUCUUUCUUCAAUCUGUGAUGAUGCUCAUUCCCAUAUCACUUGCCCCUGCGCUCCAGCUAAGCUAUUUGUAUCCCUGACAAAAAUGAACCAUAGCUACGUUCCCCAGGAUAUGGCAACGCUCGUAGCAACGCUAGGCGGACCUGACGAAUACACCAAGCGUCUCGAGUACCUGCACGAGUCCAGUCUGCUGUACGUGGGAGACGAACAAGCCUUCCUCCCCGUGUACCAGUACCACUACUCGGGCUGUCCCGCGCUCUCCGCAAAGCGGGCGCACUUCUAUAUCCCCUCCCAAUUCAACAACUCCCUCAAUGGCAUCCCCGGCAACUACCACAGCGGGGCGAUGGGCUCGUUCCUCGCGCUCGCGAUGAUCGGUCUAUACCCCGUCGCCGGCCAGGAUGUAUACCUCAUCACCCCGCCGUUCUUUGCGGAGAAGAUUCGCAAUCCCCUCACGGGGAAAGUAGCGAUUAUCUGGAACAUAAAUUUUGAUCCUUCAUAUGAGGCGAAUUAUAUCCAAGAGGCAAGGCGCGAUGGGGAGGUUUGGCACAAGAACUGGACUGGACAUGAUUUAUUUGAGAAAGGGGGUGUUUUGGAGCUGAUUCUUGGGGGUGAGGAGAGUAAAUGGGGAACAAGGAAGAAGGAUUUGCCGCCUAGUUUGUCGACUGGGGGGUUUAAGAGGUGGUAGGAGGAAUGUUGAGGAGGGGGUAUUUGUUAAUAGGUCAGCUCUACAUUUUACUCAUUGAAGUAAAUGGCUCAGGGGGAAGAAGGGGACAGUAUUGGUGGAAGUUUGCUCCCAUGGGAAGUGUCUUUUUCUUUCUCUUUUUGGGCUCUUUUUUGGUUGGCUACAACGAGUGUUGACUAGAUGGAUUUACAUCAAAUCAAAUGAGGAUAAACUAAACUUCUUGAUAUA